AUGGAGCUGAAGGGGAAUUUUUUGCCGCAGUUUAAAGUAGGCGAGGCCCAAUCGGCGCAGCUUCCGUCGACGGCCAAACGCGAUUCUGUAUCUGUAGUUGGAAUGUUUUGCAGGGUGGCAAAUUCGUCUAGGGAGUCAUUUCCUUCUCAGUAUUAUAGAUGGAAGAAUCUUGAAGUUCAUGGCAACAGUGACCAAAGUAUCAGACACUUGGCUCUUUCUAAGAGUAGGGGCUCAAAGCUGCCUGAGCUCUCUUUUGACCGGCAACAGCUUACCGAUCAAGAAUGCAGUGGACUGCGAAAACGAAACUUUGGCCGUUUUGUUGCUCGUGAGGCGAUACUUGAUGAAGAAUACUGGACAGCAGCAUGGCUCCGAGCAGAAGCGCAUUGGGAAUCCUUAUCCUAUAUGAGGCAUGCUGAUAGUUACAAAAGAAAGUAUGCUGAGGAGGAAUUCUAUGCUUUGAAGCGAAGAUGUUUUGGACAGCAGGGGAAGUCAUUGAACUGUUUUUGUUUUGUUGCAGUUAAGAAGGAAGAUAAAAAUGUUAGACGAACAGUUCUGAACAGUAUAGUGGGGACUUUGGACUUGAGUAUCAGGCAGUUCCUUCAAGGAGAAAAAUAUCCUGGGGAAAUAAAGAGACUGCCGGCUGUUUUUUCCUGUCAAGAGCCCUUUGGUAUGCAUAAAUAUGCUUAUAUUGCAAAUGUUUGUGUGGCAAAGUUUGCUCGGCGCCAGGGUAUUGCUUCAAACAUGAUAUACUUGGCUACUGAUGUUGCCAUAAUUGCAGAUAACAAGCCUGCCCGUGAUCUGUACAAGAAAACUGGUUUCGAGGUUGUUGAGGCUGCUUCUUGUCCUAUGGCAAAAGAUCAGAGGAUAUUAAUGUCUAUGGAACUAACACACCUUACAUACACUGAAUCUGUCAAGGCCCGACAGACAUCGGCCACUUCACAGAGCACCGCCGAAGUCCGGCGCCGACCGAUAGUCGAGAAAGCCAACACCCGUCGUCUGCUUUACUGUUCACUCGUCGACCAGAAAUCUGACGACGAGAGACAACGCCGAGCAACCGCCACCGUCGGAGCCGCCAUCACGGUCGGAUUCUGUCUGCCUUCACAAGAGUGCCGUGCAACCGUUCAAGUCGUCGUCUCCGGCGUCAUCCUCCAGCGUCAAGAUCGACAUAAACACCCUCCGUUCAGAUUCAGCGGCACAAAAAAAAAAUACACCCUCCGUUCAGAUUCAGCGGCACAAAAAAAAAAUGGACCUUCAAGCUCGAAGGUCGACCUCCAGUGGCGGUUUGUGGAAAAAAAAAACAUCGUCGAACAGCGGCCGCUGGAUACGGCGACGCCGACAAUCGUUGGGCGGAGAAGCUGA
This is a messenger RNA of Striga hermonthica, 1359 nucleotides long. NCBI's taxonomy places the organism in Eukaryota, Viridiplantae, Streptophyta, Magnoliopsida, Lamiales, Orobanchaceae. The record is from the annotation of a GenBank genome assembly.